This is a messenger RNA of Medioppia subpectinata, 366 nucleotides long. NCBI's taxonomy places the organism in Eukaryota, Metazoa, Arthropoda, Arachnida, Sarcoptiformes, Oppiidae. The record is from the annotation of a GenBank genome assembly.
ACUGGUGCACCGCUUAUACCCACAACAGUGACCACAACCAACACAGCCAUCACUGCCGUCACCACCACUACCGCCACCGACACCACAACCGUCGCCACCGCCGCCGCCAACACCGCCGACCACAGCCCACACCCUCGCGGUCAGCAUUAUCUCCAUCGAUGGCAGACAUCGUUCACUAUUGCCUCUACGGGUUGGCCGUCUUCUUCGUCGGCGGUUGGCUUUUCUAAACGUAAAUUAUAUAAGAAGUGUGAAAUGAAAGGAGGGACCGAAACACCGCUUCCCGGGGUAUCCAUAAUCAAGCCAUUGGUCGGAAUUGAUCCCAAUUUGUUCAACAACUUGGAGUCAUUCUUCACAAUGAAUUACUCA